Molecule: messenger RNA, 1908 nt
Organism: Megalobrama amblycephala (Wuchang bream)
Lineage: Eukaryota; Metazoa; Chordata; Actinopteri; Cypriniformes; Xenocyprididae
Product: doublecortin domain-containing protein 2
Exons: 9
Biological process (GO): intracellular signal transduction
Cellular component (GO): microtubule; microtubule organizing center
Source: RefSeq, a predicted model, not a curated record
ACAAACAAUAGCUUUUGUCUUUGGAAAAAAAAAAUAAAAAAAUCAGGUCGACACCUAUAGAUGAAACUGAUAUUUUUGAAAAGCAGUCCUGUCUGCUACGACAUGUGUAAGUAAUAGGCUUAACUGAUUAAAAUUUAAUCUAGUGUUUGGUGGUUGUCUAAGAUAGGUUAAUUGGAUGCCUGACCGCCGCCAUUAAAUCUCCAGUUAUACCUCAGAGCACAAACUAGAACAAAACAUUGUUUUAAACGAGCUAAUAAAGUAAAAAGAAACAAUUAUGGCGAUUCUCAAAUAUAUCCUUAGUUUGAAAGGGAAUUGAGGGAAUUAAGGCCUAUAUUUGCCUUUUCUCUCGUUUUGGCAUUAUGGAAUCUCAUCAAAACAACAUCUAGCUGCCUCUAGCACACGGAAAACAACGUUUCAAACAACUCUUAACAACUUUCGGCCGUGCUUACUAAAUUAGUGUUUUAUUUAUAUUCUUGCUUUUGGGCUUUUCAGCACCUCCCAGUGGAUUACAGCAGGAUUGGUUUGGUUCAUAAUGUCUGGUCGGGGGUUUCAUUCACAGCUUCCGCUAACCAAAACGGUUACUGUUUUCAGGAACGGAGAUGCUUUUUACCCCGGCCGAAGGUUUGUCAUCAGUCAACGCCAGUCAUACACUUUUGACAGCUUUCUGAACACUGUCACUCGAGGCAUCACAGCUCCGUUUGGGGCAGUGCGAAACAUUUACACCCCUAACAAGGGUCACAGGGUGCUGAAUCUGGAGCAGCUGGUGCACGGAGAGAGAUAUGUGGCAGCCGGAGCAGAGAGACUGAAAAAACUCCACUAUCAUCAUCACAUAACACAGAAACCGCCAAAAAAGAAAAGUGAACUGAUCCAACCUGUAGUUCACAGCAGAAUAAUAGUCCCAGCCCGAUGGAAGAGAAUCAGUAAUGAGUCGUGCACCAUCAAUGUUUUUACCAAUGGAGAUAUCUUGGUUCCUCCAGCACGGGUGCUGAUUCCCAAACACACGCUUGCUAGCUGGGAAAACGUACUGGCCAUGGUGACCGAGAAAGUUCACCUUCGCACUGGAGCUGUGCACAGGUUGUGCAUGCUGAAUGGGAAGCCUUUACGUGGAGCAUAUGAGCUGCAGAACAACCACUGUUAUGUUGCUGUAGGGGCAGAGAGGUUCCGGUCUCUGCCGUAUCAUCUGGCUCCAAGCAAAGGAGUAAUCCACAGCCUCACUGAUGUGAUCAACAAUGGCAUUCUUCCAGCCCUAAAAAAAGGAAAACAAGACAGAACUUUGUUCGCAAAACCAGGAGUGGACAUCGGCGGCUCGGUUUUUUAUGCCGAACAGCCCGGGCAGGGCUCGAAAAUCCCAGAUCUCUUCGCUACGCCUGAAAAAAGUGUCUUCAGAGCCACCAACAAAAGGAAGGAGUCUGUAGUAGCAUCUGAAGUCCUGGAAGAUGAAAAUAUGAAGGUGGAUCUUCCCAUAGAACAGAUGGAAGUAAAAGAAGUUGAGGAGGAAGAAAACUCCCACAAAGACCCCCGACCAGAAAGUGGUGGUGACAGCCCUUCCAAAAACCUCCCAACCCAUCUAAGCUCAUCCCCUUACAGAACCAAUAAGGUCUAGGAGAAUUUAGUUUGCACCCUAGUAAUGCCUUCUCAGCAUAGGAUCUGAAUGUCGGAUCAGCCCGUUCUUACUUUAGUUUUCUUUACUGUGCUUUGACCAGUCACUUAGUAGUAAAUGUCGUAGUAAUGUAGUAAACCUAAACACAAUGCCCAUCAACAGAUCUCAGAACAUACCUCAAAUAUGAAGGAGUCAGAAGGAGACCUCCAACUUAAAGGGUUAGUUCACCCAAAAAUGAAAUUUCUGUCAUUAAUUACUCACCCUCAUGUAGUUCCAAACCUGUAUGACCUUUGUUCAUCUUCUGAACA